AGGUGUCCAUCGAGAACGCGCUGAUCCUGCAGUGGUCCAGGCGCUGGCCGCUGAUGAUCGACCCGCAGCUGCAGGCCAACAACUGGGUCCGCAAAAUGAACGCCGAGCAGCUGAAGGUCGUACGCCUCUCGCAGCCCAACUACGCCCGGGAGCUCGAGAUCUCGAUCUCUCUCGGCAAGCCGGUGCUGCUGGAGAACGUGGGCGAGGCCUUGGACCCGCUGCUGGAGCCGCUGCUGCAGAAGGCGGUCUUCAAGGCGGGCAACGUCAACAUGAUCCGCCUCGGCGAGACCACCAUCGAGUACAGCGAGGAUUUCCGCUUCUUCCUCACGACGAAGCUCCCGAACCCGCACUACUCGCCCGAGGUAUGCGUGCAGGUGACCCUGCUGAACUUCAUGGCCACCCCCGACGGCCUCGAGGACCAGAUGCUGGGGAUCCUCGUGGCAGCGGAGGAGCCCGAGACGGAAAAGCGGAGGAUCCAGCUGGUGGUGGACAGCGCGGAGAGCAAGGCGCAGCUGAAGGUCAUCGAGGACCGCAUCUUGGAGCAACUCUCGAGCGCAAAAGGCAACAUCCUGGAUGACGAGGAGCUGAUCAACACCCUGUCCUCCUCGAAGGCGACGUCGCAGCGUAUCGAGGAAAAAGUGAUCGAGCAGGAGAAGAUGCAGGCCCAGGUGCAGGAGACCCGUGCAAACUACGUGCCCGUCGCGGUCCGAGCCAGCGCGCUCUUCUUCGUUGUGGCGGACCUGUGUCACGCCCAAGCGUGCCAGGCGCUCCAGGACGCGUGCGGGGACUCGAUAGUUGCAGUGCGCAGAAUAUUGGGCAUCGCUUUCUGCCAGGGAUAG
Messenger RNA from Prorocentrum cordatum, 839 nucleotides. The record is from the annotation of a GenBank genome assembly. Lineage: Eukaryota; Dinophyceae; Prorocentrales; Prorocentraceae.